UUCUUAUGCACUCCAGCACCCCUAUCAGUUCCUUGUUCUCCUUUACCAGCCCUGCAGUGAAAAGACUGCUGGGCUGGAAACAAGGGGAUGAAGAGGAAAAGUGGGCAGAAAAAGCUGUUGAUUCCUUGGUGAAGAAGUUAAAGAAGAAAAAAGGUGCCAUGGAAGAACUGGAAAGGGCUCUGAGCUGCCCAGGUCAGCCCAGUAAAUGUGUCACAAUCCCACGUUCCUUGGAUGGUCGGCUGCAGGUGUCUCACCGCAAGGGUCUUCCCCAUGUCAUAUACUGCAGAGUGUGGCGCUGGCCUGAUUUACAAUCUCAUCAUGAGUUGAAACCACUGGAAUGCUGUGAGUUCCCAUUUGGCUCAAAACAGAAAGAAGUGUGCAUUAACCCCUACCAUUACCGGCGGGUGGAAACCCCAGUCCUACCUCCUGUACUUGUUCCAAGACACAGCGAGUUUAACCCUCACCUCAGCCUCCUUGCCAAGUUUCGAAACACUUCACUGCAUAGUGAGCCACUGAUGCCACACAAUGCCACCUAUCCUGAUUCUUUCCAGCAUCCUCCAUGCACUCCUUUUCCAUCAUCACCCAGCCACAUGUUCUCUCAGUCGCCUAACAGCAUCAGCUAUCCCAACUCACCAGGAAGCUCUUCUGGACCAGGAAGUCCCUAUCAGCUCACAGUGGAAACUCCACCUCCACCUUACCAUGCAAGAGAACCUCCAGGAACACACAAUGGGCGAUCAAUGGAUGCAAUAGCUGAAAGUCAGCUAGUGCUGUCUUUGCCCAAUGGAGGUAAAUCAGCCGAUGGAGAAGCUGAAAACUUUCGGCCUGUUUGCUAUGAGGAACCGCAACACUGGUGCUCAGUUGCCUACUAUGAACUCAAUAACAGGGUAGGGGAGACUUUCCAGGCUUCGUCUCGAAGUAUCCUCAUAGAUGGAUUUACAGAUCCCUCAAAUAACAAAAACAGGUUCUGCCUGGGACUGCUGUCAAAUGUAAACCGCAACUCUACUAUAGAGAACACCAGGAGACACAUAGGAAAAGGUGUUCAUCUUUACUACGUUGGUGGGGAAGUUUAUGCUGAAUGUGUCAGUGACAGCAGUAUUUUUGUGCAAAGCCGUAACUGUAACUACCAGCAUGGUUUCCACCCAGCCACUGUCUGCAAGAUCCCCAGUGGCUGCAGCCUCAAGAUCUUCAACAACCAGCUCUUUGCCCAGCUGCUGGCCCAGUCAGUAAAUCAUGGUUUUGAAGUGGUGUAUGAGCUGACCAAGAUGUGUACUAUUCGAAUGAGCUUUGUUAAAGGCUGGGGAGCAGAGUAUCAUCGCCAAGAUGUUACAAGCACGCCCUGCUGGAUUGAGAUCCACCUGCAUGGACCAUUGCAAUGGCUGGAUAAGGUGCUGACACAGAUGGGAUCACCUCAUAACCCCAUCUCUUCAGUUUCUUAAGAAUCAUCUCUA
This is a messenger RNA of Melopsittacus undulatus (budgerigar), 1448 nucleotides long. RefSeq names its product SMAD family member 9 (gene SMAD9). Gene Ontology annotation, biological process: BMP signaling pathway; cell differentiation; transforming growth factor beta receptor signaling pathway. The coding region runs from base 6 to 1436 and encodes 476 amino acids. Lineage: Eukaryota; Metazoa; Chordata; Aves; Psittaciformes; Psittaculidae. The record is from RefSeq and is a predicted model, not a curated record. The transcript has 6 exons. Gene Ontology annotation, cellular component: heteromeric SMAD protein complex. Gene Ontology annotation, molecular function: DNA-binding transcription factor activity, RNA polymerase II-specific; RNA polymerase II cis-regulatory region sequence-specific DNA binding; I-SMAD binding.